AAUUGUUAGUUAUAAUAAAUUGAAAAUGGAUUGUUCUAUUUUGUUGAUUGCUGUUUGACCGAAAUUAUCGCUAUUUGGUAAAUUAAUAAGGGUUGUCAUUACUGUUGGAUUGAAGUUGAUUGUGAAAAUUUUUUUUAUUUCUAUGAGUAUAUUUUCUGCAGCUGGGAUAACAGAAUUUUUCGAAUGAUUGGAUGGUACCGGUGACGAUGGCGUAUGCUAUAAUUUAUAAACGAUAACAUCGCAGACUCACAAAUCACAACCAAAUAAGGCCAUAAUGUAUUAUCUAGUGAAAAUGUAGGAGCAGUUUUUUUCUAUGAGUAGUUCUUGUCCAGAUAUUUUGUUCCAUUAGGGAUCAAGCACUAGCUAUGAUCCAUAAAUCAUCGUUCUGGAAUGAAACGAGUGAAAACGGGAAAUUUUGUAUUUGCUGAAAACUUAGGAGCUCACCAGUCAGAUACGUUCCUUUUGAGUUUUGCUUGUGGAUUCUGAGACCCAUGACCAGCCGAAUGGUGCCAAGUUGUCAACUGUGCCAUGCUUAUGCUUGGUGUUUUAGUUGUUCGCUCCAAAUUACUUAAAGAUUCCUAUAAGAGAAAGAAGAUUCUCUUUCCUUCUUUUCUAGAUUUCUUUUCUUUCUUCUAUUUCUUUCUCUUUUAAGUCAGAAGUGUACUGGACUAACUGGAACUGAAAUCUGACUAACUGAAUAAUAAGAUGUCUGCAUGUGCUUUUUAAGUUUUUGAAAAUUUCUUGCUUUUUAUGUGCCACUAACAAUAAGAAAAGACAACACGAGGAACAGCCUGCUGGUGUUUAAUGGAAAUAUGUGCGUGUAUUGUGCUAUGGGAAGUAAUACAGCAUUAUUACCAUAGUGUAAGAUUUUAUGUUCAAAGUGGUAGAGAAACUAUUAACAGCGUGCUUAGACCAACUACGUCAGCUAUUAAUACCGAAUGCCGACACGGCUCUGAACUGUUUGGUGUGUUUACGAAAUUACGGUGACGUUUUCUAGUUGUGUUACGGUCUGCUUGGUUGUAAAUCGAAGCAUGUUCUGUUUCUGGACGAUGUGGUAAUUCGCUGUUGUUCAGUUUGAUGUUUGGAGAAGAAAUUUGUACGGUGUGGACAGAGCGAAAGUGAAAAAGCAGCAGUUAACAAGACGCCUUGGGCGGAGCAAGUAGACCCGGUGCGUGCGAUUGCGGCAAUUUCAACGUGAUGGAUGAUGUGGGGAGCCCGCGAAGCGAAGAUGACAACACCGAGAGUGAAUUGGGCAACAGUGAUGCCGAAGGCGUUUGGUCGCCUGAUAUCGAACAGAGCUUCCAGGAAGCGCUGCAGAUUUAUCCUCCAUGCGGACGUCGAAAGAUAAUCUUAUCCGACGAGGGCAAGAUGUAUGGCCGGAACGAGCUUAUCGCCCGCUAUAUCAAAGUGCGAACGGGAAAAACUCGCACCCGCAAGCAGGUGUCCAGUCACAUUCAGGUGUUGGCUCGAAAAAAGUCUAGAGAAAUCCAGUCGAAAUUGAAGGAUCAUAGUGCCAAAGAGAAAGCCAUGCAGGUUAUGUCAACUAUGUCUUCGGCACAGAUUGUCUCUGCCACAAUGUUUCCAAAUAAGAAUGCAGGAGCUGGACUUCCGCUUCCAACCUUGGGACUGGCCGGGGCCAAUGCGGCUUACGGACCGGCCACAUUCUGGCCAAACAGUGGAUCCCAUGGACCAGAUAUCAAGCCAUGCCUGAACAGUGCCGGCUUUCCUUCGUCUGUUCUUUCGGGAACAAGCCUUAUGCAAAAUAAUGGCAAUAAUAUCACAUACGACGGCAGGUCCAUUGCGUCGCACAAGUUGCGGUUACUGGAUUUUCAGGCUUUUGUGGAAAGCCACCGUGACCCUGAUUCGAAACACGUCUUUGUGAACAUUGGUCCUUCAACGGGAGUGGAACCGGCACUAGAGACCAUUGACUUUCGACAAAUCUAUGACAAAUUUCCCGAGAAAAGAGGCGGUUUGAAGGAACUGUAUGAAAAAGGGCCCACGAAUGCAUUCUUUCUGGUGAAAUUCUGGGCGGAUAUCAACUGUUCCGAUAUUGAUUCCAGUGCUUUCUACGGUGUCUCAAGCACUUUUGAAAGUGCCGAAAGCAUGACCAUUCAGUGCUCAACGAGGGUGUGUUCAUUUGGCAAGCAAGUGGUGGAAAAAGUGGAGAAAGAUGUUGCUCGCUUUGAGGGAGGCCGUUACAUGUAUCGGAUCAGUCGAUCACAGAUGUGCGAAUACAUGAUCAACUUUGUUCUUAAACUAAAGGAUCUUCCACAAAAGGAUAUGAUGAACAGUGUGCUCGAAAACUUCACGAUAUUACAGGUGAUUACAAAUGACGACACCAAAGAAAUUCUCAUUUGCCUGGCCUUCGUUUUUGAAGUCUCAACCAGCGAUCACGGCACGCAGCAUCACGUUUACCGAUUAGUCAAAGAUUAAAUGCAUCAAAACAAAGGAAAGUUAUCGUUAUUUCCGGAUUUUGGCCUAGCCUACGAUUCAGUAUUUUCGCUGUGGACAGCUCAUUUCCACGACAGCUAUCUGUCAAGCAACUGGCUUUCUUGCCACUCAAGUCAAUCCCGUUCCAGCACGUGUGCCUUAAAUAUAUGUUGUUAAAUUUGUUAGUUUUCUUUUCUAUUCUUAAAGUCUCCUAGAUUUGCAGCUGGUUUGUUGUUGCGCUACGAAUUAUUUCUGGUUUGAUACUGUAUUUAAUGUUUACUGCAUUCGUUGAACAAUUGGGUGUGAAACCGUUUUAGUUCUGUGCAGUUAACUUUUGGUAGGUUUUCUGGGUAUUGUGAGAUGGUUUUCACUUCAGACGGUUCAUUGUUUGAUUUUACCCGUGCAACAGAACUGACAGUUUAUAUGGGUAUCCUUUUAUAUUCUGCCGUCAAGAAUUUACGAUCUGUAAAAAGCACAAUCACUCAGUCGUCCCCAG
Molecule: messenger RNA, 2926 nt
Organism: Paramacrobiotus metropolitanus
Lineage: Eukaryota; Metazoa; Tardigrada; Eutardigrada; Parachela; Macrobiotidae
Product: transcriptional enhancer factor TEF-1-like
Exons: 14
Coding region: 1198-2433 (411 amino acids)
Biological process (GO): hippo signaling; regulation of transcription by RNA polymerase II; embryonic organ development
Cellular component (GO): transcription regulator complex
Molecular function (GO): DNA-binding transcription factor activity, RNA polymerase II-specific; RNA polymerase II cis-regulatory region sequence-specific DNA binding
Source: RefSeq, a predicted model, not a curated record